This is a messenger RNA of Enterobius vermicularis (human pinworm), 366 nucleotides long. The record is from the annotation of a GenBank genome assembly. Lineage: Eukaryota; Metazoa; Nematoda; Chromadorea; Rhabditida; Oxyuridae.
AUGAACUCUCAAAAGUGUUAUGCAUUACUUAUUGAGAAGCCAAAAACCUUUGAAGAAUCUGAACGUUAUUGCGAAACUAUAGGAGGUACACUCGUGUCAUUUUCCUCAGAAAACGAAUUCAAAAUAUUAAAAGGAAGGCAUUCAAAGAAAAAGUUCUGGAUUGGUCUGAAACAGGUGAACGAGGACUGGGAGUGGAUGGAUACGACUGCUAUCGUCUACAGUCAAUGGAAGGAGCGUAACGUUACGCGAGACGUGUUUAAAGAUCAGAAAUGCAUGUUUGUUAGUGGAACCGGAGACUGGCAUCGUGAAAACUGCGAAAAGAAACUAUACUUUCUUUGCAAGUUCAACCGUAUGCGUUUAACUUAA